Juglans microcarpa x Juglans regia is the source of this 2191-nucleotide messenger RNA. RefSeq names its product protein FAR1-RELATED SEQUENCE 5-like. NCBI's taxonomy places the organism in Eukaryota, Viridiplantae, Streptophyta, Magnoliopsida, Fagales, Juglandaceae. The coding region runs from base 1 to 2061 and encodes 686 amino acids. The transcript is spliced from 5 exons. The record is from RefSeq and is a predicted model, not a curated record. Gene Ontology annotation, molecular function: zinc ion binding.
AUGACACAAAGGAAUCAUAGGUUUGAGGAUGGGAAGCUAAGAUAUAUCACAUUGGGUUGUGCUCGUGGUGGGAAGGCACGUAAUCAGACCACAAAUGUCGCUCGACCACGUCCGACAUCAAAGACAGGCUGUAAUGCAAUGAUAAACGCUACAUUUUUUGAAGGGGUGUUAAAGUUGUUGACUGUUCACAAUACCCACAAUCACGGCCUAAGUCCACAAAAAUCGAGGUUCUUCCGCUGCAAUAGAGAAGUGAGUUUGUCUGUUAAGAGAAUGCUAGAUACAAAUGAUCAAGCUGGUAUCAGAAUGAACAAGAGCUUCGCCGCUCUUGUGCAAGAAGCAGGUGGGUUUGAGAACUUGCCAUUCAAUGAAAAAGACUGUCGUAACUACAUUGACAAGGUACGCCACCUUCGACUUGGGAAAGGUGGUGCUGAAACCCUCCAUGAAUAUUUUGCUAGGAUGCAAUACAAGAAUAAUGGAUUUUUUUCACUACUGGAUAUGGAUGAUAAUGGGAGGUUGAAAAAUGUCUUCUGGGCAGAUGCACGGAGUAGGGCAUCAUACAAAUAUUUUGGUGAAGUUGUCACGUUUGACACUACCUAUUUGACAAAUAGGUAUGGGAUGCCGUUUGCACCAUUUGUUGGUGUAAACCACCAUGGACAAUCAAUCCUUUUGGGGGCAGGAUUGAUUUCUAAUAAGGAUACAGAAACGUUCACAUGGUUGUUUCAGAGUUGGUUGAACUGUAUGGAUGGUGAAGCUCCAAAGGCUAUUAUCACAGAUCAAGAUAGAGCCAUGAAAAAUGCAAUUGCGCUUGUCUUUCCGAAUACCCGACACCGAUUUUGCUUAUGGCACAUACUGAAGAAAGUACCUGAAAAACUGGGUUCACAUAGUGCAUACAAAGAUGGGUUGAAAAGUCAGUUGCUUAAGUGUGUGUAUGACUCUCAAACAAUAGAGGAGUUUGAGAAAUAUUGGGAAGUGAUGAUUACAACAUACAACUUGCAGGAGAAUGCUUGGUUGCAGAGUUUAUAUGCUGAGCGUACCUAUUGGGCACCGUUUGUUGAUCAAUUCGAUAAUGCGUUGAGGAAGAAGAUUGAAAAUGAAAAUGCGGCGGAUUUUCACUCAUUCAACGUCACAAUUUCUACAGUCUCUAUUUCUCCACUUGAGAAGAUAUUUCAAGCCACAUACACCAACUCUAAAUUUAGAGAAGUUCAAAAAGAAGUAAUAGGAAUGGUUGGUGUUCUUCCAACUCUAUACCGGAAGGAUGAUGUAAUUGCAACGUACUAUGUAGAAGAUGAAGUUUGUAUUGAUGAUUUCAUCAAGGAGGUGACCCAAACGGUGUAUUUUAAUGAGGCUGACGUAGAUGUGAAGUGUUCAUGUGCACUGUUCGAAAUGAGAGGGAUAUUGUGUAGAUAUGCAUUAGCCAUUAUGAGAGUUAACAAAGUGAAAAAGGUGCCAGAAAAGUAUAUAUUAGAUCGAUGGAGGAAGGGCAUUAAAAGAACAUACACUUUUAUACGAAGUACUUAUGACUCAGUUGAUGCAAGGCCAGAAGUGAGCAGGUAUUCACGUAUAUUGAAGGUAUGCUAUGACGUUGCCACAAAUGCAGCGUCAUGUGAUGAGCAUGCUAAUGAUAUGAUAGAUAAGUUACAUGCAAUGAACAUCGUCUAUCGCACGAAGAAGUCGCCCCAACGACCCUUGGAACAUGUUGCAGAUACAAUUGUCGAUGCACCUACAGCUGGGAAUUCAAAGAAAGUCCUGAGUCCCCUUGUAGUUAGAGGCAAAGGGAGACUGCCAUGCCUCAGGAAAAAAUCAAUGAUUAAGAGAGUCAAACCCACAACCAAGAAGGCUACUCAAAAGGGAAAACGUAAACAGCCACAUGGAAGAGAUAUCGACAGGGAUGACAUGUGCAGAAAUUUAUUUGGGCAAACAAAUGUUGGGACACAAGAGAGUGUUGUCUUUGAGCCUCUUCAAAACACUACCGAAGUGUUGGACUUUGGUGAAACCCAACUUGGGGAUGGCACAUAUAAAGCUCUAGAUGGGACUGAAGAUCAUGGACAUGUGCAAGGAUGAAGAUGUUGAAAUACUUUCAUCUCUUUCUAAUUAUGUGUUGGGACUUGUUUAUGUUAUGACUCGGUUGGUAUAAUGAUGGGAGGUUGGGAUUUUGAGUUGUAAGUGUUAAGUCAUACUUGUGAAGUAGGGA